Molecule: messenger RNA, 212 nt
Organism: Periconia digitata
Lineage: Eukaryota; Fungi; Ascomycota; Dothideomycetes; Pleosporales; Periconiaceae
Source: the annotation of a GenBank genome assembly
UUUCGGUCGGAAAUGCAUAGAUUCGUCAUGUAUGUAUGCUAUAGGAUCAAUUCUUCGGGACCGAAUCUUCACUAUUCAGACCCAUGUCCCAGAAACCUCGUUCCAUCUAAGGCCCAUUUUGGCCAGCUCGUCUAUUCUUGAGGACGAUUGCUUGGUAGCAUGGUUCUCAAUCAGGUCUGCAUAUGAUAUUGUCAGUUUGCUCACUCAUGCGC